Messenger RNA from Papilio machaon (common yellow swallowtail), 819 nucleotides. RefSeq lists its product as uncharacterized. The transcript has a single exon. Bases 71 to 517 code for a protein of 148 amino acids. NCBI's taxonomy places the organism in Eukaryota, Metazoa, Arthropoda, Insecta, Lepidoptera, Papilionidae. The record is from RefSeq and is a predicted model, not a curated record.
UGACUUCACUUCACUUCAGUUCAAUUCAGACGCCGAGGGGAGAGGACGUGUUUCUGACGCACGCGCUGUGAUGCGAGCUUGUGAAAAUCAAAACAGGGAAAUGCCGACCGACAUUAUGCCGAAUUGUCGCGCGGAACAGUUCACUAGAUACAAGAAAACUUGCGAUGCGGAAGUGAAGUCCGGUUUUCUUGUUUUAUUGGGACCGGGCGGCAUGCGGCAGGACGUUAGAGUGGUUGUAUACAGAACAUCACUGGAGCACUUUGCUGUUAUAUACCCGAGGAAGCGCCUGUCGAAGCCUAUCGGAGUGGUGAACCUGAGGAACACAAUAGUCGAGCGCGUCGCUUCAAAUGGAGGCUUCUAUGUGAGACAGAAGGGCUACGACAACGCGAUAUCAGCCAAGUUUCUCUGCUCCGAACGAGAUAUAGACGCCUGGCUGUCAGCUUUUACUUCAAACACAUCACCAAAUUGUCACCAUCACGCCAGUUUACCGGUUUUAGUUGAAGCCGAAGAGAGUUAAACUUGUUAAUCGAUAUUAUCGGUUUUUGUUUUUCGGUGAUCGAAUCCCCCUCGGGGAGUGUAUUCGUGAAUCUCUAUUCGAGGUUGUUUAUUUUGCAAUGGGAUGUGAAAAAGUGAAAGCCGUGAUUUUUUGCGAGCGCAUGAAAGUGUUCUCUUUAUUCGAUAUUAUAGAUGCGUAAUGAAACAUAGAGUUGUUGCUCUAGUUUGAUAAAAUGUGUAAUGUUACCAUAUAAAUAUAAAAUAUGUAAAAAUGUGCCCCUUUCUCGUCAACAUUUCAAGAUACUUUGUAUAAAGUUACUGUGA